UCAUAUAUAAAACCCUCAAUUCACAACUACAUCCCUCAUAACUUCCCUAGCUAUCAUCCUAAGAGAUAGAAAGAAAGAGCUAUUCUUCUUAUUUAUUUCAAUGGCCAAAUUUUCAACACCCCAUUAUGAUGCUGAUCCAAAGGCCAUAGAAACAAUCAAGGGCAUCAGAACCGUGUUUUAUCCAAGAGCAUUCAACAUCACAUGGGGCAAUGACAAUCGUUACUGGCGUUUUCCUCAAAAUAUUAAUUUGAAGGACCCAAAGUCAGUUGUGCAACUAUUGCAAGUGAGUUGGCUAGAAGUGACAUGUUCAACAGAUAAUGUGGAGGUAGGCAAGACCUAUAAAGUGGGCUUCAAUUUAUCACUUCAACCAGAUGCAUUUGGGUGGAAUGAGGUUGAGGUUUUCAUAAUGGCUAAGGUUGGAAAAAAGGGAAACUACAUUUUCAAGAAGACUAAACUUGGGAACAAACCCACAAACACCACAAAGUUUUGUUUUCCUGAGGAGGGUUUGGAAAUCAAAGUUGUUGCACCACCAAGCUCCCCAGGAGAUUCCAGGCUGUAUUUUGGACUUUAUGAAGUUUGGAGUGGCAAGUGGAAGGGAGGCCUGCAGAUUCAUAAUGCUUUUGUUCACAAAAUUUAGAGUUGAAUUUGGCUUCUGUUACACUUAUUGUAUUAUCAAAAUUUUUUAAGGAUUACUUUUUUUUUUUUUAUUAUUAUUAUUCCUAUAAUUUUUUAAAUAGAUGUGUAAUUUGGUCAGGAAGG
Benincasa hispida (wax gourd) is the source of this 759-nucleotide messenger RNA. RefSeq names its product protein PHLOEM PROTEIN 2-LIKE A9-like. Lineage: Eukaryota; Viridiplantae; Streptophyta; Magnoliopsida; Cucurbitales; Cucurbitaceae. Gene Ontology annotation, molecular function: carbohydrate binding. The record is from RefSeq and is a predicted model, not a curated record.